Molecule: messenger RNA, 4980 nt
Organism: Nakaseomyces glabratus
Lineage: Eukaryota; Fungi; Ascomycota; Saccharomycetes; Saccharomycetales; Saccharomycetaceae
Biological process (GO): transmembrane transport
Cellular component (GO): fungal-type vacuole membrane
Molecular function (GO): ABC-type transporter activity; ATP binding; ATP hydrolysis activity
Source: RefSeq, a predicted model, not a curated record
AUGAGUCGCGGGACCUACAAAGGUUUGCAGAAGUUCUGGGAUUUCGAUGAUAUAACUCAAUAUGGCAGAGUUCAUUAUAUUGAAUUCGUAGCACCAGUGGUAUUGACCUUGGGGCUGUCCAUGUUUGUGGUUCAAAACAUAGCUAGACAUUAUUAUCGAUAUGAUAUUCUCAAACAGAAGAAGACUUCUGUGAUAGAAGAGCUGCUACUGGAUGAGCAAGCACUUGGGGAAGAACUAAAUCGUCAAGGUGAGCAUGAAGAGGUCGAUCCUCUGCUACCAAGAGAGAGACAAACGUCACAAUAUCAGUCACUACAAAAAUAUUUCAGUGGUGAUGAUUCAUUAAAGGAAAAGCAUUUCUCCAUAGAGAGAAUUCAACCAAUAAAAACUAAUGGUAGACCCCAUGGCAAUCCAAUUAUUGUCAAAAGGGACUUUUUAGAAAAGAGCAGAGUAAUCAUCGAAUUUCUUCUGGUGGGAUUUGAAGUGAUGCUACAGUUGUAUCGAUUUUUACAUUUAAGUAGUACCAAAAAAGAGUUCAUGAAGCAGUCAAGUUCUGCUCUAUUUAUUGAAUGGUGUUUCCUACUCUUUGUGGUAGCAGCAAGAUUAGUAAAUAUUAAUGAUGACGUUAAAUGGGUCAAUCUCUACCCUGGUAACCUAUGGUCUGUAUCGUUCUUUGCGUAUAUGAUUAUUUUUUUCACUUAUAUUCUACCUUUCCGCUCUGUCUUGAUUGGUAAUAUCACCGACAAAAUUCUCCAAAGAUAUUAUAUCACACAAACCUUUGUUACUGGUGCAUUGUUCUUGAAUCUGUUCACUGCCAGAAUUGGUAAUCAUCACGCCAUCCUUUAUGAUUCUGGUGAAGGUGUCUAUCCAUCUCCAGAGCCUGUCGCUUCCAUCGCCACAUUCAUAGGUUGGUCUUGGUUAGAUAAGAUGGUAUGGAAAGCACAUCAAGUAACUUUAGAGAAAGGAGACGUUUGGGGUCUAGUCAUGGAAGAUUAUUCGAUGUUUGUGGUAAAGAGAUUCGAUAGGUUCAAACAAAAAUUUGCUACUAAGAGGCAUUUCUCAACAUUUCUUUUCAUAUUCUUCUCAAAAUAUUUACUUCUACAAGCGUUUUGGGCUGCACUUGAUGGUAUUAUAACUUUUAUCCCAACAAUUCUACUAAAAAGAAUUUUAGAGUACGUUGAUGAUCCAACCACCGCAUCUGCUAACUUAGCUUGGUUUUAUGUUUUUGGAAUGCUAGCUUGUAGGAUAUUUGUUGCCAUUACCCAGGCUCAAGCUUUAUUUUUUGGGAGAAGAGUGUGUAUAAGACUUAAGAGCAUUAUCAUCUCUGAAGUCUAUUCCAAAGCUCUGAGAAGAAGCGUAGCCGCAAAUAAUAAAUUUGGUGAUGAAGAACCGAACAAAGCAGACGCCAAUCAAGAUAAUGACACCCUUGCAAAUCUUAAUGAUGGAGACAAGGAAAGCUCAGAAAAGGAUCAAACUUCCAAUAUUGGGGCUAUUAUCAAUUUGAUGGCUGUAGAUGCAUUUAAAGUGUCAGAAAUUUGCGCAUACCUUCAUACAUUUAUUGAAGCCAUGGUUAUGAGUGUUGUGGCAUUUUCUUUGCUUUACAAAUUACUUGGGUACGCUGCAAUUGUUGGUAUCUUAAUUGUUAUCGGUAUGAUCCCUGUAAACUUCAAGCUAGUAAGUCUUAUGGGAAAAUAUCAGAAAAAAGCUUUAGGCAUCACUGAUAAACGUAUUCAAAAACUAAACGAGGCUUUACAAGCUAUCCGUAUCAUUAAGUUUUUUUCAUGGGAGGAUAACUUUUUUAGUGAGAUUGAUGAAAUUAGAGAAGCUGAGAUUCAAAUGUAUAUUAAUAAAGCAUAUGCAUGGGCAUUCUCUGCCUUCAUUUGGUUUUUAACUCCUACCAUUGUUACUGGUGCAUCUUUCACAGUAUAUAUAUAUGUUCAAAAGCAAGUAUUAACUGCGCCAGUUGCCUUUACAGCCCUUGCUUUGUUCCAACUAUUAAAACAACCAUUAGAUCAACUAUCCAAUAUGCUAAGUUAUGUUAUUCAGUCGAAAGUUUCUUUAGAUAGGGUGCAAAACUUUUUGGAUGAGGAGGAUACUCAAAAGUAUAACCAAUUGAAAGUUGCACCAGAUGGUAAUAAACUAGCUUUUGAGAAUGCAACUAUAGCGUGGAGUAACAAUAACCAAGAUUUCAAGCUGAAAGAUUUGGACAUUAACUUCAAGAUUGGAAAAUUGAAUGUCGUAAUUGGUCCCACAGGUUCUGGUAAAACUUCUUUACUUUUGGCUUUAUUAGGUGAGAUGCAACUGUUGAGUGGACGUAUUGUUGUUCCAUCACUAGAUGCGCGUCAUGAAAUGCUAAUCGAUAGUGAUGGUAUGACAAAUUCGAUAGCAUAUUGCUCUCAAAGUGCAUGGCUUUUGAAUGAUACUGUAAGAAACAACAUCUUAUUCUAUUCUCCUUAUAAUGAGGAUAGAUAUAAGGAGGUAAUUAUUGCUUGUGGUUUGAAACGUGAUUUUGAGUUGUUUGAUGCUGGCGACCAGACAGAAAUUGGUGAAAAAGGUAUAACACUUUCAGGAGGCCAAAAACAAAGGAUAUCUUUGGCCAGAGCACUUUAUAGCAAUUGUCGACACUUACUUCUCGAUGAUUGCUUGAGUGCUGUGGAUUCUCAUACUGCAGCCUGGAUAUAUGAUAAUUGUAUCACCGGUCCACUAAUGGAAGGAAGGACUUGUGUUCUAGUCUCUCAUAACAUUGCCCUAACCUUGAAAAACGCAGAACUAGUAGUAAUGCUAGAAAAUGGUAGAAUUACGAAUAGAGGUGAUCCUAUCUCAUUAUUAAAGGAUGGAAUUUUAGGAGAGGAUGAGCUCGUCAAGAGUAGUAUUCUUUCUCGUAAUAACUCUACUUCAAAUUUUGCUAACAGUUCCGCUGAUCUUAGAAAAAUGGCAGACGAGAGCAAUGCCCGUAAACCUGAAGAAUCAGAAAACCCUGAUUUGAAAAAGGGUAAAUUGAUCAUGGAAGAGACGAAAUCGGAGGGUGUAGUUGGGAAAGAUGUCUAUUUAUGGUAUUUGAACGUUUUUGGUGGCUGGAAAAUUAUGUGUUUCUUGUUAUUAAUCUUUAUUACGACACAAAUGGUCCAAAUUAGUCAAUCUUGGUGGGUUAGGGCUUGGGUUUCAAGAAAGUUAAAAGUUGGUUUACAAUUCUGGUCUACGAAUAAACUAUUCACCACUAAUGUUCCCUUAUUGGAACUGAAACAGCAUUGGUUAUCAACUGGUACAUAUCUAAAUUCAAAUGUCUCUCCAUUGAAGGGAAAAAACGCUACCCAUACAACAUUGUACUACCUUUCGAUUUACUUUGCUAUAGGUAUUACACAAGCCUUGUUUGCUGGUACUAAAACCGUUAUCAACUUUGUUGCAGGCAUCAAUGCUUCACGCAGAAUAUUUAAGAAACUACUUUCCAAGGUACUCCAUUCUCGUUUGAGAUUUAUCGACUCCACACCAAUUGGUCGUAUUAUGAAUCGUUUUUCCAAGGAUAUUGAAGCCGUAGAUCAAGAGUUGACUCCCUUUUUAGAAGCUGCCUUUUUCUGUUUGGUCCAAUGCAUUUCGACAAUAAUAUUAAUUACAUUCAUUACCCCACAAUUCUUAUUUGUGGCUGUUCUUGUCUGCGUUUUGUAUUAUUUGGUGGGUUACUUCUAUAUUAAUACUUCAAGAGAACUCAAGAGAAUAGAAUCGAUAACAAAAUCACCAAUUUAUCAACACUUUUCAGAAACACUAACCGGUGUUGCUACAAUUAGAGCAUUUGGCGAUGAGAUUAGAUUCAUAAUGCACAAUCUAGAAAAGAUCGAUGAAAAUAAUAAACCAUUUUUUUACCUGUGGGUUGCCAAUAGGUGGCUAGCUUUCAGAAUUGAUAUGAUUGGUGCUCUAAUUAUUUUUGGAUCCGGUGUAUUUAUUCUAUUAAACUUAAAUAGAAUUGAUUCUGGUAUGGCUGGUAUUUCUCUCACGUAUGCUAUUUCAUUUACUGAAGGCGCUCUUUGGUUGGUGAGAUUCUAUUCAACGGUUGAAAUGAACAUGAAUUCAGUGGAAAGACUAAAGGAAUACAUGGAUGUUCCACAAGAACCAUAUAACGAAGGUACUAUCACUACUUCGACCAAUUGGCCAACAGAAGGAAAAAUUGAAGUUAAGGAUUUGUCUCUGAGAUAUGCAGAAAAUCUUCCAAGAGUUAUCAAAGAAGUUUCAUUUGACAUUGAACCUCAUAACAUGGUUGGCAUUGUUGGCCGUACAGGUGCAGGUAAAUCCACUAUUAUAACUGCACUUUUCAGAUUUUUAGAACCAGAAACGGGAUCAAUUAAAAUUGACGGAAUAGACAUCACUUCAAUCGAUCUACAAACACUAAGAAGAUCGAUAACAAUCAUCCCUCAAGAUCCAACCUUGUUUACUGGUACUAUUAGGUCUAAUCUAGACCCAUUUGGUAAAUAUCCAGAUGAGGAGAUUUUCAGAGUUUUGCAUAGAGUUAAUUUAAUAGACGACGAUGAAAUGACUGCUCAAAGUAGUGAUAAUAAUUCCUUAUCUUCUGAUAACGUAAACAAGUUUUUGAAUUUGGAAAAUGAAAUAACGGAGGGAGGUAAUAAUUUAUCUCAAGGUCAAAAGCAGUUAAUGUGUUUAGCUAGAGCAUUAUUGAGAAAUCCGAAGGUAAUUUUAUUAGAUGAAGCAACGGCUUCAAUUGAUUAUGCCUCUGAUGCAAAAAUCCAGCAAACUAUUAGAAAUGUAUUUGAUAAGAGUACUGUAUUGACAAUUGCUCACAGAUUGAGGUCAGUUAUAGAUUACGAUAAGAUUCUAGUAAUGGAUGCUGGUGAAGUCAUUGAAUAUGAUCAGCCAUAUACUUUAUUGUUGGAUAAAAACAGUCAUUUUUACUCGAUGUGUGAGCAAAGUGGUGAGCUUGAGACUUUGAUAGAUUUAGCUAAAAAGGCCUUUGUUAAAAAAAUGAAUGCGGAGUAG